Molecule: messenger RNA, 1940 nt
Organism: Drosophila yakuba
Lineage: Eukaryota; Metazoa; Arthropoda; Insecta; Diptera; Drosophilidae
Exons: 2
Coding region: 375-1748 (457 amino acids)
Molecular function (GO): nucleic acid binding; zinc ion binding
Source: RefSeq, a predicted model, not a curated record
UUUAAAAUAUUGUAGCAAGCAGGCACACUACCGUAACAUACACACAGUGAUUGUACAUACAGUCCUAGAUAUACAUACUCUUAGUUUUAAGUACAAUUUUACGCUAAUGUUAAGAUCGUGCUUACGGACACUACUUUGUGCGUCCCGUUCGCACGAUCAGCAACUGACACACCAAUACAUACAUGUAAUAGGCUAAGAAGGAACGGAACGAAGAAAUAAAGAACACUUCGUUUGUGACAAGAAGAGAGAACGGCCGCAUUUGAAUCGCCUCCUACAAAUUCAGAAGUGGGAUUACUGUGAAUUUUUUUUUUUUUUUUUCACAAAAAACUCAACCUACGAAGCAAAGUAAAAACAAUAUCUUUAAAUAUAAUCAAAUGGAAACCAUCGGUGCGGACGAUUAUACAGCAGCAGAACUGCGCAAUUGGUGUGAAAAGCUCAGCAUGCAGAAAAGCGGUAACAAGGCCACGCUUGCGGCGCGAUUGAACGGUGUGCCCCCAGAAGCCCGAGGAGUUUGCCCGGUGAUUGGCGAAUUAGAAGGCGAAAUCGCUAACAAUGAUUUGGAGCACGAAAUCGUCGGAGAGUCAGCACCAGAGGUCGACAUGGAAAGCCCAAGGAGCAUGAUCGAGGACGCCGCCGCUGGAGUGGUGCCGCCAAGCAGCGAACACUGCACCAAUGCUGAAAGCAUGAAUGUUCAUGACGACGCCAGGCCCUCAACAUCUACCAAUCAUCGCGAUUCGGAGUUGGCACGCGAGGAACAUUUUCCAGAAGUUUCUACGCAGUUCGACGCCAUGCAGCGUCAACUAAGGCUGCUCCAAUUGGAAAACGAAAUGUUGAAAUUGGAAUCUGCUCGACGCCAUAACGCUGCCACAUCGGAUCAAAACAGCGCUGCCACAUCGGGUCAUAACAAGGCUACCCCACUAAUUCGAAGCAGUGUUGCCAAACCAAAUCAACACAAGGAUGCCACUCAAGAUCAAGAAGUCGCUGGCGGAGAUGCCAGAUCGGAGGAAGCAUUUGUAAAUAAACAAACAUUGCUAGCAAUGGCCAAGGAAAUGAUUCCGAUAUUCGACGGUGCUUCUAACAACAAACUCAAUGUUAGCACAUGGGUCGCCCAGCUCAACGCGGUCUCAAAAAUGUUUAAGCUAAGCGACGAUGUAAUUCGCAUGCUAGUGAUGUCCAAAUUAAAGGACCAUGCUCAAAUUUGGUUGCACUCUUCGGAACGUUUGCUGACUUUGCCGGUUCAAGAACUUCUAUUUCAACUUGGUGAAGCUUUCCACGGUAAGGAGAGCAAAAUAAUAUCUCGACGCAAGUUUCAAGAGCGCAAGUGGAAACCGUCGGAAGAUUUCUCCACAUACUUCAAAGAAAAAACGCUGUUGGCUACACAGAUUCGAAUAGACGAUGAGGAGCUAAUCGACAACAUCAUUGAAGGGAUUCCCGACUCCCUUCUACGACAACAGGCACACAUGCACUGUUUUAAUUCGUCUGCGCAGAUGUUGCACGCAUUUGCCAAGGUCUCGUUACGUAAACCGCUACUUUCUCCGGCUGGACGUGUUAAGGUUUCGUUCGAUAAGGAACCUGGUUCGGCGCCUCCAAAAAGGUGCUUCAAUUGCAAUGCUGUUGGGCAUUUCGCCGCCGACUGCCGCAAGCCCAAGCGCGAGUAUGGAGCCUGCUACGCAUGUGGCAGUAAGGAUCAUCUGGUGUACAACUGCACUGAGAGGAAGUUCGUAUCCGACAACGAAUAUAAUGCCUAAUCGAUUCUGGAAGUCCAAUUAGUUUCAUAAAGAAGUCAUACGUCGAAAAAAUUUUGAAAAAGGAAGAUAUUACGUUAAAUGGAAAGAUUCUUAAAAAUUAUUUUGGCUUAAACGGUAGCCCUUUAGAUAUAAUUGGAAAAAUAUCAUGUUUCGUUAUUAUCAAUAAAGAAAUUCUAAAUUUUGAGUUACUAA